AUGGAACCGCCCGAGUCCCUCGAUAUAGAGUUUUGGGGUUAUACUUUUGGGAGCUCCUGGAGUUGCUCUUGCCAUGACACUGAAUCCAAAAAUCAACACUCUCACGAUGUCACCGUAUUUCGAAGUGGACACCGGCCCACCGCCCACCACCGUCCCGUACUCCCGUCGCAUCCCGUGGACUGGUCAACCCUCCCCGACGACGUGGUUCGCCUCGUCUUCGGCCGCCUCCACGAUCCGCUCGACUUCCUACGCCUCCGCGCCGUCUGCCGUGCUUGGCGCUCUGCCGCCGCCUUCCCUCCUCCCUUCCUCCCCUGGCUUCUCGCCUGCCCCUGCACCGCCCAUCCCAGUGACCCCACCGCCGCAGCCCUCUCCUUCUCUCUCGCCUCUGGCGCCGUCCGCUCCGUGGUCGCCCCCUCGUCCUCCCACCGCCUCCUCGGCCCAACCCGCUCCCAUCUCCUCCUCUCUGAUAAUCCCCGCCUCCUCCUCCUCAACCCCCUCACCGGCGCUCGGCUCCCCCUCGCUGACUCUCCCUUCCCCGCUUCCAGCCCCGUCAUCCAAGGCUACCUCGUCCCCACCGCCGACCACUCCCCGGCGCCGGUGGUACUUUACAACGCCAAGAAGCUCUACUUCCAUUUCUGCCACCCGGACCCGGCCAGGGGUGGACCUACAGGCCUCGGAGAUGGUGAUGGUUGGGCGGAGCUGCCGGUGCCAGGCCUUGUCGCAGAGAACAUGUACCACAACGGGAAGCUGUAUGUGUGCGAUGAUCAAGGCCACGUUACGGUCUUUGACGCGGCCACGUUGGCCGUGCUCGGGGCUGUGCCGCCGCCUCUGCCACAAGUCGCCCCUCCACGCAGGGAUGCCUUCGACUGCACCGCCCUGGUGGCUGGUGCCAUCUGGAGACGAGUUGCUGUGCGUGAUCCGGCACUUCGGGAAGGAUGGGCGUGGGGAGUUACUGGAGGAUUGCAGCAGUUUGAAGGUUUACCUGUUGGAUAUGGAAAUUGGACAGGGGCAUGA
Miscanthus lutarioriparius is the source of this 1014-nucleotide messenger RNA. The record is from the annotation of a GenBank genome assembly. NCBI's taxonomy places the organism in Eukaryota, Viridiplantae, Streptophyta, Magnoliopsida, Poales, Poaceae.